Acipenser ruthenus (sterlet) is the source of this 4113-nucleotide messenger RNA. Its product is annotated as DNA polymerase kappa. The transcript has 15 exons. NCBI's taxonomy places the organism in Eukaryota, Metazoa, Chordata, Actinopteri, Acipenseriformes, Acipenseridae. Gene Ontology annotation, biological process: error-prone translesion synthesis. Gene Ontology annotation, cellular component: nucleus. The record is from RefSeq and is a predicted model, not a curated record. Gene Ontology annotation, molecular function: damaged DNA binding; DNA-directed DNA polymerase activity. Bases 97 to 3252 code for a protein of 1051 amino acids.
GGAGGUGAAUGAUUCCAGCGACGGGGUCCCCUUGGAAACGGUUGCUAGGGUGUUGCUCAGGAAUGUGAAUAAGGUCACAAAAGAAUAAAGAAGAUCAUGGAUGACACAAAACAAAGUGUGGGGAGAGCCACGUCCAGUGAUGGGAGGUUUCUCUCCAGGAUGGCUCUCAACGAUAACAAAGCUGGAAUGGAGGGGUUAGAUAAAGAGAAAAUCAACAAGAUCAUAUUGGAAGCCUCAAAGGGUUCUCGGUUUUAUGAGAAUGAGUUAAAGAAGGAGCAGCAAGUCAACCAACGAAUCGAGAAGAUGCUGCAGCAAAAAGAGCAAAUCACUGAGCAACAGCUCAGCAAAGCACAAUCACAGGUGGAGAAGCUUGCAGUGGAGUUGGAGAGAGGUCGUGAGCUUGGAUACACCAUAGUGCACGUUGACAUGGAUGCUUUCUAUGCAGCUGUGGAGAUGAGGGACCGCCCAGAGCUGAGAGAUAAACCAAUGGCUGUGGGGUCCAUGAGCAUGCUGUCAACUUCUAAUUAUCAUGCUAGGAAGUUUGGAGUGCGUGCUGCCAUGCCUGGGUUUAUUGCAAAGAAACUGUGUCCCAGCCUGAUCAUAGUGCAACUGCACUUUGACAAGUAUAAAGCAGUGAGUGCAGAGGUGCGAGAAAUAUUUGCAGACUAUGACCCGAAUUUCCUGCCGAUGAGUCUGGAUGAAGCCUACCUGGACAUCACGGAGCACCUCGAGCAGAGGCGAUGCUGGCCGGAGUCCAGGAGGACCUGCUACAUUAGCACAGACAGCCCUUCUGAAGGAGGGAGUGUCAAUGAAGGUGAUGGGAACACUUCUCCAGUGCUUUUUGAGGACAGUCCCCCUCUGCCUCCACAGAAGGCUGUAGUGUUUGGAAUUUCAGCUGAGGAGGUGGUGAAGGAAAUGCGCUUCAGAAUCGAGCAGAGGACCACAUUAACAGCCAGUGCAGGCAUAGCUCCAAAUAUGAUGUUGGCAAAAGUUUGUAGUGAUAAGAAUAAACCAAAUGGUCAGUAUAUGAUCCCCUCCGAUCGACAAGCUGUGAUGGACUUCAUCCAGGGAUUACCUAUUCGGAAGGUGCCAGGCAUAGGGAAAGUGACAGAGAAAAUGCUGAGAGCCCUUGGGAUUACUACCUGUGCUGAGCUGUACCAGCAGGGGGCACUGCUCACCCUCCUUUUCUCUGAAACAUCAUGGCAUCAUUUCAUGGAGAUAUCACUCGGUUUGGGUUCAACACAUAUUGAGAGGGAUGGCGAGAGGAAGAGUAUGAGCACAGAAAGGACUUUCAGCGAGCUGAGUAACGCAGAGGAUCAGUACAGCUUCUGCCGUGAACUCUGCCACGAUCUCGCUCAGGAUCUGCUCAAGGAAGAGUUGAAGGGAAAAACAGUAACCUUGAAACUGAAGAACGUGAAUUUCGAUGUUAAAACCAGGGCUUCCACUGUGUCUUCUGUCGUCUCCACUGAAGAAGAAAUAUAUGCUAUAGCAAGGGACCUGCUGAAGACAGAGAUUGAUAAUGCCAGUCCACAGCCCCUGCGAUUAAGGCUUAUGGGGGUACGAGUCUCUGGGUUUCCGGCGCAAGAAGAUAAGAAACCUCUCCAGAAGAGCAUCAUUGGUUUCCUCCAAGCAGGAAAACUGGUGGCUCCUACUACUGUGGACAAUGUCAGCCAAGACACCAGAACCAACUCGGGCGAAAAAGACAGCAGAACCAACGCAGGCGAACAAGACAGCAGAGCCGACACGAGCGAACAAGACAGCAGAGCCGACACGAGCGAACAAGACAGCAGAGCCGACACGAGCGAACAAGACAGCAGAGCCGACACGAGCGAACAAGACAGCAGAGCCGACACGAGCGAACAAGACAGCAGAGCCGACACGAGCGAACAAGACAGCAGAGCCGACACGAGCGAACAAGACAGCAGAGCCGACACGGGCGAACAAGACAGCAGAGCCGACACGGGCGAACAAGACAGCAGAGCCGACACGGGCAGUCAAGACAGCAGAACCAACACGGGCGAACAAGACAGCAGAACCAACACGGGUGAACAAGAAAGCAGAACCAACACAGGUAAACAAGACACCAGAGCCAACACGGACGAACCAGAAGGAGCUUUGAGUUUCUUUAACAAGAAGAGAGCUGCGCGAGAGCAGGCUGAUGAGCAGCAGCGACAGUCCUUCUUUGAGAAGGUCCAGGCCCAGAGGCAGCGACUCCUGGAGACACAGCAGGCCCGUGACCAUGGGGAUGCUCCGAUCAGCCACAGAGUCAGAGAGGAUGAGGGAGGACCGUCAUCAAGCAGAAACAACAGACCUUUGGGUCAAAGCUUCACUUGUCCUGUCUGUUUCCAAAAGCAGAACACAACCAAUCUGGAGACCUUCAACAGGCACAUUGACGAAUGCUUGAGCGGAUCUCCAGUGGAUGAGCCCAGUUUAGUCCCUGGUGUGCAAGAGGGUGCAGACCUGAUAGUCGAUGAACCUACAAAAAAGUGCCUGGAUAAUAGGACCUGCACUUUGCCAAGGAGGAAAGAUUUGAAAUGCGACAGAACAGUGGGCAUAGUGCAAUUGGAAGACAUUUCACUGGGUCAUUGUAGUACUUCCCUAAUCCUCCCUGUCAAGCACGGUGCUGAUAUAGUAACAUCAACAAAGACAGUCCCAGGAGGUACAGAGAGUUUAAUGAACAUCACACAUCCUAUUAGGGAGUCGUAUUCUAAUAAUGUAGCUUCAGUUAAGGAGACAACCAUCUCACAGGGUUGCCGAAUAACAAGUGUUCCCAGUGACAGUUCUUCAAAAAAACACAACAGCACUGUAAAAACAGGAGGGAAUUUUGAGCAGGAUGGAGUUAAUCCCAGUUCAGGGCUAAGUGCAGGAGUUCCUGAAAGCAAGGGGGAUGUUGGGCUGACACUCGGAGAAGGUGCUCUGAAAAGCUGGUCUUUAAAAGGGCAAGAAGACACCGCCCUGGUGUGUCCUGUCUGUAACCUUAAACAAGAAACGACUGACCUGUCCCUGUUCAAUAGGCAUGUAGAUGUUUGUUUAAAUCAGGAUGUUAUACAGGAACUCAGAGAAGAAAGAGCUUGCUCACAUAAUUCAAACCUUAUGACACACAGGAAGUGUAAAGGGAAGCCAGAGGAUGGACAGAAGUCUCUGAAUUCAAGAAGUAAAAUAAAAAGAUCAGGAUCUCCACCUCUUCACCCGGUAGCGAAAAAGUCAAAAGCCCCUGCCACCAAGAACACUAUCGACAGGUUCUUCAGAUAGACGGCUGUACAAAUAGCAGCCAACCAGGCAUAAGGAGUAACAUCAGAGCCUUGCAAAAGAGUGUCUUUCCAGAGAGAGCUCAUCAUAGUGCAGAAUUACUGCCCAGGAUCGUGAUGGGUUCAUUUCUAUUGCCAAUGCAAAUAAUCAUUUAGCUUUAAAAUAGGGUUUGGUUUAUAACGCAAAAUUAGGCACCAGGCAGGUGCUCUGCCAGUGUGUCUAAUGGCCUGUAUUGCCUCAGGUAUUAUAGCUGCUCUUGCCAGUCAUUAAGCCCUUAAGGUACACAAGUAAUUGAGCAGUUGUUCAAACGGUUUCUUCUUAAAAGACAUUUGAGAGUGACUUAAGUAUCACAAGGAAACUGACCAUUUGGAUGACCAGAUCCAACCUGUUAGUAAUUUAAAACCCUGUUUUGUGCACCUCAUUGCAACAAUAAGACAACAGGACAGCUAUCCCUGGUACCUUAAAGGGUCAGGUGGCCAGUAAUGGACACACAUGUUGUUCUUUGUUGGGGUCAUAGCUAUAAGAACCCAGAUGGGAUAUUGCCUACAUUUAGCUUUUGUUGAUGCACUUGCUUAAAUCCUAUUGGAUAUGUUAUGCACUUAAUAUAAUGAACUCCUUUUUUAUUCUGUGAAUGGUAUAAUGAAGAACUGAAAUGUUAGCAUCUGCUGCAGUGUUGGCGAUAGAUUUAAUUAAAUUUUUUAUUAUUGUCAUAAUUCAGGACAGCAGUUUACAGUAUUUCAAUAAAGAAAUGAAGAGGAAUAUGUAGCUGUACUUUCACAUCCAUAUUAUAUUCUGAUCAAAUAUCCUUCUGUGUGUCCUUCUGGUGUGUUUUUCUUUCUCUUGUAAAAAUGCUAUCAUGUGAAU